Leucoraja erinaceus (little skate) is the source of this 2375-nucleotide messenger RNA. RefSeq names its product leucine-rich repeat, immunoglobulin-like and transmembrane domains 2 (gene lrit2). NCBI's taxonomy places the organism in Eukaryota, Metazoa, Chordata, Chondrichthyes, Rajiformes, Rajidae. The record is from RefSeq and is a predicted model, not a curated record. The transcript has 2 exons. Gene Ontology annotation, molecular function: protein binding. The coding region runs from base 27 to 1655 and encodes 542 amino acids.
AUGUUUGCAAAGCAGUGUUUAUUUAUAUGUAUAUUAAAUCACAGGCAUACAUUUUGUUUCUCAGGAGUUUGAUUUGCAUGAACUCAGCUCUAGGUAGAAUACCAGGGAACAUCCCGUCCGAUGUUAAAAAAAUCAGGAUAGAAAACUCUCACCUGGCGGAAUUGCCACAAGGUGCGUUUUCCUCCAACCCUGCCUUGGAAUACCUGUGGCUGAACUUUAAUAACAUUACAGUCAUGCAUACAAGAUGCAUGCAAGGGCUCGGCAGAUUAUCAGAGCUACGUCUACAAGGAAACAAACUGCGUUCAAUCCCAUGGACAACUUUCCAGGACUGCCCAGCUUUGACAAUAUUGGAUUUAAAACGUAAUCAAUUGGAUGCCCUUCCAGAGAGCGCACUGAGGUAUCUGACCAACUUGACCUAUCUGGACUUAUCGUUCAACAGGCUUACUGUGGUUUCUGGAAAUGUGUUCUUAAAUUGGACGGUCUAUCAGAGAACACAACAGAAUGAUGGUCCACGGGAUGCUGUUGCCAAUGCUCUCCUGGCACUCCAUGACAACCCCUGGUUCUGUGACUGUCGCCUUAAAGGUUUUGUACACUUCCUCAAAUCCAUCAGCCCCCCUAUUAUUCUGAUGAACUCUUACCUAACCUGUUCAGGACCAGAUUCCAGGGCAGGUGUCUUUUUCUACAAAGUGGAACUGAAGAGUUGCUUCAAGCCAUCAGUCACAUCUGAAAACAUGAACGUUAGUGUUCCGUUUGGAGAGAAAGUACAUUUAUCCUGCAGAGCUCAAGGGAAUCCUACUCCCACAGUGUGGUGGACAAAUGGUGUGAAGAUCAUUCGGAAAAUUAAUGUGAAACACACAAGUGUUGAUGAAGAAACUGUGAAUUCGGAGCUGGUCGUUCCUUCAGCACAGGGCACUGAUGGAGGAGUUUAUAUUUGCAGUGCUGCCAACUAUCUGGGAAACGUGUCUGUGCAGAUCCUGGUGAAAACCUUGACUUCAGUGACUUUACCCAUGCCCUCGUAUCUGCCCCCAUCAUCACCCGGGGAGGAGAGUGUUUAUAUAGAUGUCAGCAUUGCAAAGCAGAUGGUGUACGGGAUAGUGUUGAAGUGGCAUGCAGUAACGCUGGACCCUGCGGAGACCUGGUACACACUGCACUUUGGCAAGUUCGAUGAUCCCUACACGGAAAAGAUUUCCAUAGCACCGGGGGUGAAUACUUACUCCAUUAAUGAGCUGUUCCCAGCAACAAAGUACAAAGUGUGUGUGUCACUAAGGAACCAAUCCCCCACCAGAGGGCGGUGCAUCGUGUUUGUUACGGGCACCGAUAUCAGUGAAAUGGAGCAGAGGGAAAGGUUGAUCCACAUUAUCGUUAUAGCGUGCGCCAUGCUGUUGGCGGUGCCCGCUGGCAUGUACGCCUGCACCACCGACACCCGCUUCAGCUGCUGCUUCGACAAAUGCGCCAAGGCCUGUCGGCGACAGAGGCGAGGCGACAAGGCGCUGAGGAAGGCGGCUCAGAACGUCACCUUCGACAGCCUGCAGAUGGGGAGCGAUGCGGAACUCUGCAACAGGGCCUCCAAGGAAGACAAGAGGAGGCGCAAAAAGUCCGACGAUAAAACCCACAAGGCAAAAGCUGAACUCAAAACCAGCGAUGAAUUGUAUUAGACCAACUGAUUAUCAAUAUAGAUAAUGUAGGCACAAGGAACUGCAGAUGCUGGUCUACAGAAAAAAACCCUAAGUGCUGGAGUAACUCAACUCAGACCCAAAACGUCACCUGUCCAUAUUCUCCAGAGGUGCUCUUUGUGUCUUCUUGUGAUUGCUGAACAACAUUGACUUAAUGAAGUCUGAAGAAGGGUCUCAACCCGAAACGUCACCCAUUCCUUCUCUCUAGAGAUGUUGCCUGUCCCGCUGAGUUGUUCCUGCUUUUUGUGUCUAUCUUCUGACUAAAUAAUUAGUGAAUAUUUCAUGUUAGGAAACGAAAAGCCUAGUAUAUUCCACUACUGUUCACAAUAUGGAAGAGAUUUGAACUUUUAUUUUUGCCUUCUAUCACAGUGGGGAAUGUGGGGGAGUCACUGUGGUGGAUGUUUAUGUUAAAAUGUGUUCCGUUGAUUUUUAUUUGUAUGACUGACUUGGCAAAUGAAAUUGCUCGUAUGUUGCAAAACAUACUUGGCUAAUAAAGUAUUAUUGUAUUGUAUUGCAUUGUACAGUUAGUGGGUCUAUGCUAUGUCCAAUGAUGGGCAUUCAGGUGGGAAAUGAAAAUUAAAUUCCUGUUGCUCUCCUGUAUCUCACAUACAGGGAAUUAUAACAAAUGUGACUGAAAUGUACAGGUAGAAUUCAAUCUGCACCGUAAGAUCUUAUAUGUAUUUUGAUGUGAUGUUACAUGUU